GCUCGGUUGCGCCUGUGUGUAAAUCCACAGGCUGGAGGGAGGCAGCUGUUCUCCUACCAGCUCCCACAGACACAUCCGCGGCUCCACCAUCCUCCGACCAGAGAGAAAACCUGAGGAAGAAGAGGAAGAAGAUGAUGAUGAGUCUGUCGACAGCCUCAUAAACACAGGAAGCUGAGAAUAUAUUUUUGAACAAAGUUAAAUCAAUGGUACAGAAAAGUAGUAUGUCCAGGACGCCUUCCACCUCAACCCAGGAGAUCCAAAUGGACAUGUUCGAUCAUCAACCACACACACAGGGAAAGUACGCCAAGAGGAAGGGCAGAUUCAAGCGGUCGGACGGAAGCACCUCCUCCGACACCACCUCCAACAGCUUUGUCCGACAGGGCUCGGCAGACUCCUACACCAGCCGGCCGUCGGACUCAGACGUGUCCCUGGAGGAGGACCCAGAGGCUCUGAGGAAGGAGGCUGACAGACAGGCGCUCGCCACACUCGAGAAAGCAAAGACCAAACCAGUGGCGUUUGCUGUGCGGACGAAUGUGGGUUACAACCCCGGCCCCAGCGAUGACGUUCCUGUGCAGGGCAUGGCCAUAUCGUUUGAAGCCAAAGACUUCCUGCACAUUAAAGAGAAGUACAACAACGACUGGUGGAUCGGGCGUCUGGUGAAGGAAGGUUGUGAGGUGGGCUUCAUCCCCAGCCCGGUCAAACUGGAGAACACCCGACUGCUGCAGGAGCAAAGGAUGAGACAGAACCGACUUAGCUCCAGUAAAUCUGGAGGAAGCUCCAGUCUGGACGUUGCCACGGGAACCCGCAGGCCCACCCCUCCUGGCACAGCUAACAUGGACAUGUCCACUGUGACCUAUGACGUUGACCCCCUCGACCUGGACGCGGAGGAGCCCCCUGAGUCCCAGGGUGACCCUCGCUCCCCCAAGGGCAUGUCAGGCAGCGUAACGUCCCCUCAGGCCAACACCCACCGACUGCCCUUCUUUAAGAAGAUGGAGCAUGUCCCCCCGUACGACGUGGUUCCCUCCAUGAGACCCAUCAUCCUGGUCGGGCCGUCACUCAAAGGCUACGAGGUGACAGACAUGAUGCAGAAAGCGCUCUUUGACUUUCUGAAACACAAGUUCGAGGGCAGGAUAUCCAUCACACGGGUGACGGCCGACAUCUCCCUGGCCAAACGCUCCGUCCUCAACAACCCCAGCAAACACACCAUCAUCGAGCGCUCCAGUACCCGCUCCAGCCUGGACGUACUGGCGGAGGUGCAGAGUGAGAUCGAGCGUAUCUUCGAGCUGGCCCGCACCCUGCAGCUGGUCGCUCUGGAUGCAGACACCAUCAACCACCCCUCCCAGCUGGCCAAGACCUCCCUCGCCCCCAUCAUUGUCUAUAUCAAAAUAGCCUCACCUAAGGUUCUCCAGAGACUCAUUAAAUCCAGAGGGAAGUCUCAGGCUAAAUACCUAACUGUGCAGACGGCGGCGGCAGACAAACUGGCUCAGUGCCCUCCUGAGCUGUUUGACAUCAUCCUGGACGAGAACCAGCUGGAAGACGCCUGCGAGCACCUGGCCGACUACCUGGAGGCUUACUGGAAGGCGACGCACCCCCCGAGCAGCAACCCGCCCAACCCCCUGCUCAACCGCACCAUGGCCACGGCAGCCCUGGCCGCCUCCCCCGAGCCCGUCUCCAACCUGCAGGGGUCGUACCUGGGCCGUGGCGAGCAGAAACGAGAAGGGCCCUUGACAGAUUGCGGCGGGAGCGGCACUCUACAUGACUUUCAGACAGACCUGGGAGGAAAGCCUCAGCAGCAGCAGCAGCAGCAGACGUACCUGCGCUCCUCCCGUGGCCAGCCACGAGGAAGCAGCGGCCGAGGCCUUUCACGGCAGGACACCUUCGACUCCGAGACCCAGGGCAGCCGGGACUCGGCCUACACUGAGGCCGGUGACUCCUGCAUGGACAUUGAGACUGACCCCUACGAGGAGCCCGAGCCUUACCGAGGCAGCGGGGGCAGCCGCCUGCACCUAGCGCAGCAUCACGGCAGACAGGCGUCCUGGGAGGACGAGGGUGCGGAGCCGGACCAGGAGAACCUCAACCACCCUCCGAUCCCGAGCCAGAUGCAGACACACGGACGAGCCAAGCUGAAGGAGCGUUACUGCCAGGACCCUGUGGACACAGGGGCCAACAUGAGCCACAACAAGAAUCAGGACGAGUGGGGGAGGGACGUCUACAUCCGCUGAACAUGCAUCACACCACAGAGGCUAGAGAGCUCCUGGACAGACUGAGGAUGGAGGGAGGAAUGUGGGGGCCAUGCCCGUCAGGCUAAGAAAUUAAUCUGUUUACAUCCCUGUACAAUGUAUAUGAAUACAUCAACUGCCAGAUCCCAUCAGAUUCUCAUCACCUUCUUCUUGCGAUUCUAUUUCUCUAUGUUUAGAAAAAUAAUAUUGGUCUGUUUCUUUUGUUUCUUAUGUUAAUACUGCAUGAAUAUCAUGGAUUUCUAUACUGACAGCACGAGGACAGUAAGUGUUACGAUUGUGAAUCUAUGAUUGUGGUCUGUAUGACUCAAUCCCUCCUUCAGUUGUAGAGUGUGAAGGCUGGUAGAGCCAUCGUCUGUCGUGUCUGUCCUCUGCAGUCUUAAACAGGGUCUAGCGUCACCGUCCCCCAUGUGUGUACAGAGUCAGGGUUCUUCUUUACCUUAAUCGCACUCUGUGCUUGUGGAUGUCAGGGUUUCCUCCCAUUAUGAGAUCCAGAGGUCACAAGUCUCACACCUCCACUUUCUUAUCACCUAGACCUUAAAAAUAAAUGAGCUGGUGGAGAAGUUGCCAUAUUUUAUCGAGAACACGUGUUGCUACACUCAUGUCGGCUUGAUAAUGACAAAGAACAUGCUCCAAAGAUGUUUACUUCUUCCCCCCACCUGGUUCAGCCACUGUACCCGACUGUACACGUCUGACCCAGUCCUCCCAUCACAGUUUUUCUAACGCGGUGCAGACUCAAAGCGGCGCUGCAGUCGUGGUCGUGUGAAUGAAGUGUCCUGCCUUAGUCGCUCUCCCACCCUUAAUCGAGAAAUCUCCAAACACAAGUGCCGGAUUGUCUCACCAAGCCAUGUCCACCACUGCCACGGUGGGAUGUCUUAACCUCUCGUUACACUCGUUUUCAUAUCAUACCCGUGUCUCUUUGUGUCCCGCCCCCACACCGUCGUUUCAGCACGUCACAUCUCGUUUUCUUUGCGUCAGCUUUGUCGUCUGUUUUUCAGGGCUAAUGGUUAUACAAAAAAAAAAAAAGUACUUGUGUGUGGCUGAUCAACUUCCACCCAAACAGCUAGCUUGUCGGAUAUUAAAUACCACUUUCUUCUUACUUUUGAUUUCUGACUGAAUUAUUGUUUUUGUUUUUUUCCUGUGGACAUUUGCAAAUUUUUGUUCCAACUCUUGUGAGGUAGUGAGAGGAGUAUAAAUUGGGAUCGGGGAGGGGGGGGUUAGGAUCAGCUUUGGUCUUUACUCAUUUAUCUAUAAUGAAGAAUCCAUGAAUGUGUUUGGCGGGCUGCCUCGGCCCGCCCGUCUACAGUCGAAUAAAUAGAUAUUAAAUAAUGAUCAGUAAAUAAUGUUAUUGUUGCGUUAUCGCAAUUGUUAAAAAUAUGAUAUAACAUGUAUCAUUGGUGCCUGAUUGUAGCUGCAUUUUGCUUUUUCUGCCUUUCAUUUUUAAUCUGUGGAUAAAUUCGUAUUUUAAUUAAAAAUUUAACC
Messenger RNA from Pleuronectes platessa (European plaice), 3719 nucleotides. RefSeq names its product calcium channel, voltage-dependent, beta 1 subunit (gene cacnb1). Gene Ontology annotation, biological process: regulation of voltage-gated calcium channel activity; chemical synaptic transmission; neuromuscular junction development. Gene Ontology annotation, molecular function: high voltage-gated calcium channel activity; protein binding. NCBI's taxonomy places the organism in Eukaryota, Metazoa, Chordata, Actinopteri, Pleuronectiformes, Pleuronectidae. The transcript has 15 exons. The coding region runs from base 204 to 2222 and encodes 672 amino acids. The record is from RefSeq and is a predicted model, not a curated record. Gene Ontology annotation, cellular component: voltage-gated calcium channel complex.